AUGGAACUCAAUUGGACCGGUCUUACAUUUGAUCCUAUUACUGGUUGUCCUGUAGUUGAACAAGAUGAUAGGUGGAAUAUAUUUGUAAAGAAGUUACGGGCACUUUUUUCAGGGUCUUUUGCUACUAGCAAAUGGAGUUUUUCUCCCGAAUUAGGUGGGGAACAAAUUGGUAAAGAAAAUGAGGAAAGGUCCGGGGACAGUGAUGAAAAUAUAGGAGAUAUGGAAAUAAGUAGGGGAAUAAAUAAUUCGGAUGAUGAACAGAGCAUUUCACCUCCUAAAAGUACCUCGUUGGGGAAACGUAAGAGUGAUGGGUGUACUAGUAAACUUAAAAAAAACAAGAGUAGUAACAUUGACUCUUGUAUAGAGUUGUUGAAAAUGUCUAUUGAAACUAAUUGUAAGCAAGGGAGUGGUAAUAAGUAUAAAGAUGUCUCAUAUGCUCUAUACAAUAUUGAGGCUAUUGUUCAACAAGGAGAAGGAUUUAUUUAUCAAUGUAUGAAUUUUCUUCAUCAUGGCGAUAAUGCAGAUUUCUUCUUAGGUCUCCGAAGUGAUGAUCAGAAGAUCAUGUAUUUGAAGACAGCAUUUCAAGAUCCAACAUUGGGUGGUCCUUAAUUAGGUUUUUUGGGGUGAUGAGUAUUUGAAGUUAACUUUGUCUUAUGUUUUCCUAUGACUUGUUUUGCACUUUCAUAUGUUCUUUGUUAGUUAUUUGAUGUUGUUCUAGUUUUAAUUACGGUUCCACAUAUGAAGCUACUAUUUUUUCUGACCUUUAGGUUUAAGUAGCUUCAUAUGAUGCUAUUGCUUUUCAGGUGAUCUAAUUAAGAAGCUUUAGCCUUUAUUUUAAAAGUCAUUGUUGAUUUUAUUUUACAAAUUGAAUAAUGUUGGUAUUUUGUUGGUUUAUGUUGUAGAAUGGAUAACACACUUCCAAUGUGCUUGACAAUUAUCGCAUUGGAAGAGCUAAAGAGACUUCUUACACCAAUUGAGAGAUUGCCUUUAAGGUUAGGUGGAGAAUCUGGUAGCGAAUACAUAAACAGACUACUACAUGCCCAUCCUGAUUUAUGCAAAGAACAAUUGAGAUUAGAUAGAAGCAUAUUUGUGGAUCUUGUUACUUGCAUGAAAAAUAAAAAUUUAUUAUCGGAUGGUCGUUACAUAUUUGUGGCUGAGCAAUUAGGAAUAUUUUUAUAUAUCAUGGCUAAAGGCAGUUCUUAUCGUGAUGCUGCCGGUCGAUUUCAGCACUCUAUUGCAACAAUUGGGUUGUACUUUAAACAAGUACUGGAAGCAAUGGUUCAUUUGUCUACCGAGAUCAUAAGACCAUACCAAAGUUUGACCGUGGUGCCAAAAAAAAUAGGUGACAGCACAAAAUAUUGGCCAUAUUUCAAGGAUUGUGUUGGAGCAUUGGAUGGGACUCAUAUAAAUGCAGUUGUAAGCGAUGAUGAUGGUGUGGCACAUCGAGGGCGUAAAGGAAAAAAAAACAUGGAAUGUUUUGGCUGCAUGUUCCUUUGAUAGGCUUUUCACGUUUAUCAACGUUGGAUUUGAAGGUAGUGCUCAUGAUAUUACUGUAUGGAACCAUUGCUUAACUGU
Molecule: messenger RNA, 1575 nt
Organism: Chenopodium quinoa (quinoa)
Lineage: Eukaryota; Viridiplantae; Streptophyta; Magnoliopsida; Caryophyllales; Amaranthaceae
Exons: 3
Coding region: 1-609 (202 amino acids)
Source: RefSeq, a predicted model, not a curated record